AUGUGGCGUUUUGGAUUUGAUGUACCAGUUAAUUAUAAUGAUAUGAGUAAUUAUUGUGGCGGAAAAGAAAAUCAAUGGACUGUGCAGAAAGGUCAAUGUGGUGUUUGUGGAGAUCCAUUUCAAGGUAGAUUUUAUCAUUGUCUUGUUUUUUUUUGUUCAAUUGAAUUUCUAGGUCCUCAUGAUCAUGAGGAUGGUGGUAUAUAUGCAACAGGUAUCAUAGGUCGUACAUAUGAAUCAAGUACAACGAUCAAUACAACAAUUGAUAUUACUGCUAAUCAUUUUGGUUAUUUUGAAUUUCGAUUAUGUCCACUUGAUAUGGGACAUUCUCGUCGGCCGCGUCGUUUAACUCAGCAAUGUCUAGAUCAAUAUCUUUUAAAAAUUGGUCCAAGUGAUUCGAAAUCAAAUGGAGAUGAUACUCGAUAUUAUUUACCUCAUGGAAAUAAAUCAUAUUUUUAUGUUCCUGUUGAAUUACCUGCAGAAAUAACUUCGUGUGAGCAUUGUGUUCUUCAAUGGAAAUAUCAUGCUGGAAAUACAUGGGGAAAAGAUCACAAAGGAAGAAAAUGCUUAGGAUGUGCUGAUCAACAAGAAGAAUUUUAUAAUUGUGCUGAUAUUGCAAUUGUUGAAGGAUCAUCAAAUGAAUUGAUUACACCAGCUUAUGAUGAUAAUAGCACAACGGCAGGAAAUAGUGAAAAACCGAUAUCAUCAUCAUCAUCAUCAUCAUUUAUCUUUCUUGGUACAACAUUUUUUAUCGCGGCAAAACGUGAUCCAAAUCUUGAUCGAGAAGUUCAAGAAUGGAUUGAAGCUAUAAUUGGAGAGAAAUUUCCCGAUGUUCCUUAUGAAGAAGCGCUUAAGGACGGUGUUGUUCUAUGCAAACUAAUGAAUAAACUUCAACCAAAUGCUAUUCCGAAAUAUACGACAUCAGGUGGAUCAUUUAAAUUUCGCGAAAACAUUUCACUUUUUCAAAAUGCUGCUCGUAACUAUGGUCUAACAGAUCCUGAACUUUUUCAAACUAUUGAUCUUUUUGAGAAACGCAAUAUUCCGCAAGUAUCUCGGUGUUUAUUUGCACUUAGUCGACAAAUUGCAGGAAAGCGUAGCACAGAUCUAGAUCAUGAAGCUCAAGAAUGGGUUGAAGCUGUCAUCGGAGAGAAAUUUCCAAAGUGUGCUUAUGAAGAUGCACUUAAGGAUGGCAUUAUCUUGUGCAAAUUGAUAAAUAAACUUCAACCAGGUUCUGUCUCAAAAAUUUGUACAUCAGGUGGAGGUUUUAAAUUACGUGAAAAUGUAUCUGCUUUUCAAGCGGCUGCUCGUGCUUAUGGUCUACCUGAUGCUGAACUUUUUCAAACAGUAGAUCUUUUUGAAAAACGUAAUAUUCCUCAAGUAACACAAUGUAUUCAUGCAUUAGGUCGACAUGCACAAAGAAAAAAAUUUACCGGACCAACACUUGGACCUAAAAUGUCUGACAGUAAUCAACGUGAUUUUAGUGAUGAGCAAUUACGUGCUGGACAAAGUAUGGUUGGUUUACUCAAUGAAGGCAUGAAUAAAGGUGCAAAUCAAUCUGGCCAAAAUUUUGGUUUAUCACGUCACAUUUAA
Rotaria sp. Silwood2 is the source of this 1587-nucleotide messenger RNA. The record is from the annotation of a GenBank genome assembly. NCBI's taxonomy places the organism in Eukaryota, Metazoa, Rotifera, Eurotatoria, Philodinida, Philodinidae.